AUGGGUAUAUUUAUGACUCCUCUGAACAUCUUUGAUCGAUGUCCCUACGGCGAUUCCUUGCUGAUACCAGGUCACAAUGCCGUCAACCCGUGUGUGUUCGAGUCGAUCAUACUGUGGCUGUCGUUGAUCCUCUUUGUCUUUGGCUCAGUGCAGUUGAUUGGGCUAUGGACAUCUCCUGUGCUGACAAAAUGCUCGUUGAAGAAGUUGGAAAAAUGGGGAGUAUGGAGACUGGGCUCUAUAGCGGUACAAGGCGUACUGUUGCUCACUGCUCGGGCCAGAUGUCUGUUUGUUAACGGUGUUGCUGUGAUGCUGGUUGCCCUGCCGCUGGGCUUCCUGGAGUACUUCAAGUCGCCAGUGACAUGCGGUGCGCCAUUGUUCUACUUCCUGUUCCAGCUCAUCAUCCUGUCCUUGUCCAUCCUGCAGUCGCUGGUGUCUGGAGAUUAUCCAGUACUAGAUAACGAUAUCAGGAUCUAUAUCGUUGCACUGAAUACACUGAACAUACUCGUGUGCGCGACUGCCUUCUAUAAGCCGGUUCAUGAAGUUGUCAAGCAUUACAUGAAACCUGGCUCUAUACACGCAAACGCCCUUUCUAGACUGACAUUUGUUUGGAUGAACGAGGUCAUCUCCAAGGGCUACAAGAACCAUAAGCUGAGAGAUGAGGACAUCCCAGACCCCCCAGCUGCUCUUGAACCAAGAACUGGUUAUAAACAAUUCCAAGAUGUUUGGGAUUCUCAAGGGAAAAAGUCGCUGUUGAACGCUCUUAUCAAGGUUUUUGGCUUGACACUCGUGUCUGCUAUCUUUAUUCAACUGUGUAAUGACAUCUUGUCCUUCGUGUCCCCACAAUUGCUUCGUCUGCUCAUCAAGUUCUUCGACAGCAAAGGGGAACAACAGCUCAUUGUGGGGUUCCUCAUCGCAUUGGGACUCUUUGUCGUUUCAGUGGCAGAGAUCUCCUUACACAAUCAGUUCUUUAUCAUCCUUUACAAGGUCGGACUCGGUGUAAGAUCGGCUUUGAUGUCCAUGGUUUACCAUAAGGCACUUACAUUGUCUCCAGAGUCGAAGAAGGAGCGCUCAACUGGUGAUAUUGUUAAUAUCCUUGCUGUUGAUGUUCAAAGAAUCCAGGAUUUGGGAAACCAGUUCAAUAUGCUCGUUUCGGCACCUAUCAAGAUUGUUCUUUGCCUGCUCUCCUUGUACAACCUCUUGGGAAAGGCUACAUUCACCGGGAUGUGCACAAUGGCCAUCCUUAUCCCUGUAAAUGGUUUGCUAUCAGCUUCUGUUAGAUCACUCUUUAUGACACAGAUGAAAUACAAGGACAAGAGAACAAGAACAACAUCCGAACUGCUCACGUCAAUCAAGAGCAUCAAAUUGUAUGCAAUUGAAAAAACUAUGCUUCAAAGACUGGCACAUGUGAGAAAUGACCUUGAAUUGGCAAACUUGAAGAAAAUCAGUGUCUAUAUGGGUGCUGUCACCUUCUGUUGGAACUGUGUUCCUUUCAUGGUUAGUUGCUCAACCUUUGCAGCCUUUGCGUUGUGGUAUGAGCAGCCUUUAACACCUGAUAUUGUGUUUCCUGCAUUGGCGUUGUUUGACUUAUUAGCUGAACCAAUUGGAAUCAUUCCAAUGAUUAUCACGGCACUGGUGGAAACUGCUGUAUCGUUCAAGAGAAUCACAACGUUCUUGCUAUGCGAGGAAAUCGAUUCGGAUCUGUUAAAGCAUUUUGAUAGGGUUGAUGAAGAGUCAGGAGUUGCAGUAAAGGCAAAGAAUUGCACGUUCCUUUGGGAGUCAGUCAAAGAGAAGAAAGAGGAGAAUUAUGAUGAGGAAACAACAGUUGGAAAUUCAAAAGUUGCAUUGGUUUUGGACAACUUUGAAGCAAAAAAGGGCCAACUAACGUGUAUAGUUGGUAAAGUCGGUGCAGGAAAAUCCACUUUAUUGAAUUCAAUCCUGGGAUACUUGCCUUGUAUGGGUACAGAUGGGACAGAUCCGACUUUGAACAUACAUGGAACUGUGGCAUACAGUUCUCAAAUACCAUGGAUUAUGAACACAACUGUCAGGGAGAACAUCCUCUUUGGUCAUAGAUAUGAUGAAGAGUUUUACCAGAAAACUUUGGAAUCGUGUCAACUUUUGCCUGAUUUGCAAUACUACAUCACAUCGUCCAGGGACUUGAAACGUAUUGUUUCUGUAUCAAGAUCUCCAAUAUUUUCCCAUCUUCAGGAAACACUUAACGGGUUUGAAACUAUAUUGGCAUUUGGACAAAGCGACCGGUUCCAAUUCAUUCAAUUUGAGAACUUGGCCUUCCAUCUAAAGGUUGUCUACAUGUUCAGAUCCAUUAACAGAUGGUUGUUCAGCAGAUUGCAGUUUAUGGGCUCCAUAGUGAUUUUUUCCACAGCAUCAUUGGCCAUCUUACAAGGUAUAAGUGGUGGUAUGGCAGGUUUGCUGAUCACUUACGCCUUGAGUGUCACAUCUUCUCUUAGUUUUAUCGUCAGAAUGACCGUGGAGGUUGAAACGAACAUUGUUUCUGUUGAGCGAGUUCUUGAUUACUGUGAUCUACCACCUGAAGCUGAUGAAAUCACGAACGUUAGACCACCUGAGCACUGGCCAACAGAGGGAGCUGUUAGAUUUGACCACUACACUACAAAGUACAGAGCUAACUUAGACCCCGUUUUGAACAACAUUUCAUUCGAAGUUAAACCAAGAGAGAAAAUCGGUAUCGUUGGAAGAACAGGUGCAGGUAAAAGUACCCUAUCUCUUGCGUUGUUUAGAAUUAUUGAGCCCACUGAAGGUCGAGUGCUUAUUGAUGAUGUUGAUAUCACGAAGCUGGGCUUGCAUGAUUUGAGAAGUAACCUGGCCAUUAUACCACAAGAUUCUCAGGCAUUUGAAGGCACUGUGAGACAGAAUCUGGAUCCUCUGGGAUCAUACAAGGAUGAACAACUAUGGAAGGCGUUAGAAUUGGCACAUUUGAAGCCAUUUAUCGAAAACCUGGAUAAGGAUGACACCGACGGAAACGUGGGGCUCGAUGCCAAACUUUCAGAAGGAGGCUCAAACAUGUCUGUUGGCCAAAGACAACUUUUAUGUCUUGCUAGAGCCCUUUUGAACCCUUCAAAGGUGCUGGUUCUCGAUGAGGCCACUGCUUCUGUUGAUGUCGAGACUGAUAGAGUUGUUCAGGAUACAAUCAGAAGUGAAUUCAAAGAUCGGACGAUUUUAACCAUUGCCCACAGAAUCGAUACCGUUAUGGACAGUGAUAAGAUCCUUGUCCUUGAAAGUGGUGAGGUUAAGGAAUUUGAUUCCCCUCAGAAUCUCUUGAAGAAUAAGGAUAGUAUGUUCUAUCACUUGUGUGAGCAGGGUGGGUACAUUGGAACAUCUAGCUCGACUUCAACAUCUGAAGCCACUAACUAA
Williopsis jadinii is the source of this 3387-nucleotide messenger RNA. RefSeq lists its product as uncharacterized. NCBI's taxonomy places the organism in Eukaryota, Fungi, Ascomycota, Saccharomycetes, Phaffomycetales, Wickerhamomycetaceae. The record is from RefSeq and is a predicted model, not a curated record. Gene Ontology annotation, molecular function: bilirubin transmembrane transporter activity; ATP binding; ABC-type transporter activity. Gene Ontology annotation, cellular component: membrane. The coding region runs from base 1 to 3387 and encodes 1128 amino acids. Gene Ontology annotation, biological process: transmembrane transport. The transcript is spliced from 2 exons.